ACUGACAACUGCCUAUUUUGUUUACCGACUGUAAAAAGAUGCAAUGGCGGUACGUAUCCCAGAUGAGAUCGUGCAAUGUAACCAGUGUUUUGUAAGUCACUAAGUUAUUCUGCCGAAGAUGUUGUUCCACCAUCUCUAACAACUUCCAAGCACUUUAUUUCCUUUCACAUCGUCUUGAAAUUUGAUUUUUGCUAUGCUGGAAGCGUAUUCUUCCAAUCUUAUUUGGCUUAUAGUCUUAGGUUUCAUUAUUUCCUUUGUUCUCGCAUUCGGAAUAGGAGCAAACGAUGUCGCAAAUUCGUUUGGAACCAGUGUUGGAUCCAAAGUCCUCACCCUAUUUCAGGCUUGCUGUAUGGCAACUGUUUUCGAAAUUGCUGGGUCUGUGCUUAUCGGUUACAAAGUAUCUGAUACUAUGCGAAAAGGAAUUUUAGACGUUCAUGUUUAUGAAGACUCUGAAACUGAGCUUAUGUUAGGAUGUUUAAGCACUUUAACUGGAAGUGCUGUUUGGCUGAUUGUUGCAACGUUCUUAAAAAUGCCUAUAUCAGGCACCCAUAGUAUUGUUGGGGCUACUGUUGGUUUUAGUUUAGUGGCCCGUGGCUUUUCGGGUUUACAUUGGUAUACCCUUGGAAUGAUAGUGAUUUCUUGGUUCAUCUCGCCCAUGCUAAGUGGUUUGACCUCCGUGAUACUAUUAUUAAUUAUAAGAUACGGAAUUUUGAGACGGCCAGAUCCGUUUAAAGCUGGCUUGAUAGGUUUGCCAUUGUUCUACGGUUUUACGGUAUUUUUAAACGUGUUUUCUAUUGUACAUGAUGGUCCUAAAUUAUUACACAUGGAUGGAAUUCCAUUGUGGUUAGCUGCUGUGAUAAGUAUUGUCUUGGGCAUUGUUACUAUGAUUAUUAUACAAGUGGUUGUUGUGCCCUGGCAAAGAAAGCGUCUCAAAUUGAGCGCUUGUAAACAUCCCACAGGAAUUGACUUUAACAUCGGAGAAUCAUCAGAUACUUCUCCUGAGGGUAGUCCACGGGCUUCGAAACGUAAUUCGCAGAUUCAUGAUCGCCAACUGACUGUGAUUGCCGAAAAUACGGAAAUGUUACAAAUAGAUAGUAGUAGUAAUAAGUCCGCAACCAAAUACACCUUCCCUUCACCCCCCGAUGAAGGUAAAAAUGGAUAUACGGCUGCAAAUGAACUCAAGUCGAAAGAUGCUGUUGUUGAAUUAAUGCCCAGUAAAAGUACGAUAACUCUUUCGGGGGAGGUUAAUCCAGCACUCUCUCCUAAUUCUAGUGCCGUUCCUUUAAUUAAAAAUAAAAGUUUUGCGAGAUCUGACAAAAGCAAAGAUGAAUGUUCUUUUACAGUACAGGAAAGUGACAUGGAAGAAUUGGAAAACGAAAAUGUGUCUAGAUUAUUUAGUUUUUUGCAAAUAUUAACUGCUUCGUUUGGAAGUUUCGCGCACGGGGGAAAUGAUGUGAGUAACGCCAUCGGACCAUUAAUUGCACUUUGGUUAAUUUUUACUGAAGGGUCAGUACAGCAAAAGUCUGAAACACCUUUAUUUAUAUUGUUAUUUGGAGGGGCCGGAAUCUCGAUCGGUUUGUGGGUUUGGGGAAGGCGGGUAAUCCAAACUAUAGGCGAAGAUUUAACCAAAAUUACGGCUUCAACGGGUUUCACCAUUGAAGUAGGGGCGGCAUUUACGGUAUUAUUGGCAAGUAAAAUAGGAUUACCCAUCUCUACAACCCACUGUAAAGUGGGCAGUGUUGUUUUUGUUGGAUACUUUAAUACAUCUAGAAAAGGAGUCGAUUGGAAAUUGUUCAGAAAUAUAAUAUACGCCUGGUUAGUGACAGUACCAGUUGCUGCAUUACUUUCAGCUGGUUGUAUGUUUAUAUUUAGUUGUAUAGUUUUAUAAAAGUUUAUAAUUAGCAUUAGUUGAAAAUCAGUAUUACACCAUUAAGUAUUUACUGCCAAAGAUAUAAUACACGUAAAAAUACUGCAACGUGGUUAAAAUUUCCAUUAUCAAAAAACCGUCGAUUUUUUGUAAUUUCAAAUACACUGCUACUACUGUCAAUGUGAGCUUAUAGUAGAAGGAGCAUUUCACAAAAUUGGACCGCAAUAUUUAAGAAGCUAUUUUUAUGAUGCAACGCAGAUUUAAAAUUGGUUUUAUGUACUUAAAUAAAUAAUUAAAUACUCUUUGUAUUAUAAGACCUUCACCUUCAAACACAUUGUGUACUUAUCUUGCCUUAAUAAUUAUUUUUGCGUUUAGGUGGAAAAGAAAAGGUUUUAUUUA
Messenger RNA from Agrilus planipennis (emerald ash borer), 2266 nucleotides. It is a transcript of the gene NaPi-III, whose product is annotated as sodium-dependent phosphate transporter 1-B. The record is from RefSeq and is a predicted model, not a curated record. Gene Ontology annotation, molecular function: phosphate transmembrane transporter activity. Gene Ontology annotation, cellular component: membrane. Gene Ontology annotation, biological process: phosphate ion transmembrane transport. The transcript is spliced from 8 exons. Bases 194 to 1888 code for a protein of 564 amino acids. Lineage: Eukaryota; Metazoa; Arthropoda; Insecta; Coleoptera; Buprestidae.